AAGGGCAGGAGAACUGCUGAAGUUGAAUCCUGCUUCUGGAGCCAUGAGCAGUGUGUUGCUGAUGACUCACCUUCCUGACCACAGCUCCAGGUUUCGAGAGGAUGCCCCACGCCCCCCAGUGCCAGGAGAGGAAGGGGAGACAUCAUGCCAACCCACAAGCACUUAUGCCAUGAAGGGCCAAAGCAGCAAGGUCAGUAAUGAUUCAUGCCCCCCACGGAGGAAUGAGAAUGGUUUGGGGGAACCAGAGGGCAGUGCUUGCCCGGACUCACCCUUGGCCAAGUGGACCAAAUCUUUGCUUUCCUUAUUGGGUGACCAGGAUGGGGCCCAUCUCUUUAAGACCUUCUUGGAAAGGGAGAAAUGUGUGGACACUUUGGACUUCUGGUUUGCCUGUAAUGGUUUCAGGCAAAUGAACCUUAAGGAUACCAAAACGGCGAGGGUGGCCAAAGCGAUUUACAAAAGGUACAUAGAGAACAACAGCAUUGUGUCCAGAAAGCUGAAGCCUGCCACAAAGAGUUACAUCAGGGACACUAUAAAGAAGCUACAGAUUGACUCUGUGAUGUUUGAUCAGGCUCAAACUGAAAUCCAAAUGGAAAUGGAAGAAAAUGCAUACCAGCUGUUUCUGACUUCUGAUAUAUACCUUGAAUAUGUACGGACUGGAGGUGAAAAUCCUGUUUAUUCUAGUGGGCAUGCUAUGGGAAGUCUCAAGUUUGUCUGUGGCUACCUUCCGACAUUAAAUGAAGAAGAAGAAUGGUCUUUUUCAGACUUCAAAAGCAAACAUAUGAGUUCUGCUCUUGGACUUAACAGCAAAAUGCUCCGGGCUACAACAGCAGAGAUGAGAGCAGUCACAGAAACUGAGAAUACCUACAGGUCCUACAGACGACACAGUAAUGAUAUCCCAUGCCACAUCAAUUCUGGUCAUGUUUUUGCACCAGCAACAAGUGCAAAUGACAGUGAAAUAUCCAGUGACGCUUUGACGGAUGAUUCAAUGUCUGUGACGGACAGUAGUGUAGAUGGAAUUCCCCCUUACAGAAUUGGCAGCAAGAAACAGCUUCAGCGGGAAAUGCAGCGCAGUGUUAAGGCCAAUGGGCAGAUUCCUCUGCCGCAUUUUCCUAGAACCUACCGUCUUCCUAAGGAGAUGACUCCUGUAGAACCUGCCAUCUUUGCAGCUGAACUCAUAUCCCGGUUAGAAAAGCUAAAGAGAGAACAAGAUACGAUGGACAGUCUGGAAGAAAGGCUUCAGCAAAUCCAAGAGGAUGAGGAGAAGGAGGAACCAGACCUGAGUUCCCAGACAUCUCAAGAGGUGGUGCCUUCCCACCAUGUACAGCAUCCGCUUACUCUUCUGCAGACGGGCAGCUUUGAAGAUGAUCCCCAAGCGAUCCUGGAUGAGCAUUUGUCAAGGGUUCUAAAAACACCAGGCUGCCAGUCACCUGGGAUGGGCAGACACACGCCUCGUUCACGGUCACCAGAUCACCUCAGAGACAGGAAAUUCCAGCAAUCUAUAGUUGUCCCAGCAGGUUGUACCAGUCUUAGCAAAGGAUUUUUAACAAAACAAAGUGCAAAGCAUGUACAUUAUCAUUACAUUCAUCACCAUACUGUGCCCAAAACCAAGGAGCAAAUUGAAGCAGAAGCCACACAAAGAGUUCAGUGUAUCUGCACUAGUGCUACGGACUAUUGUUGUUACACAAAAAGUAAAUGUCACUCAAAGGGAUCGGAGCUUUCUGUGGGACCUGUGGAACAGCUUGGGUUAAGUAGAAUGAGCACCUUGGCCAAACGGAGCUGUAAGAUUGACACCACACUGCUGCCGGCAUGUGAAGGUGGGACUUCAUUAGCAGCACUCCAGUUACCUUGUGAAGAAAUUGAUCGGUCGCAGAAUGUCUUAAUGUGGAUGUUAGAAAAUGAGAGACAGAACAAGCACAAACUUCACAGUACUAGCAGCAGCAUGCAAGGAAGUAAGAAAGUCCAUAGUUCUGAUCCCUGCAGGGGUGUCAGCUCUGAGCGCUCAAGUCGACAGUAUUCUUGGGGUACUGCUGGGCAUCCUCGAAAUCCACAACCAGCUCAUCCAUUUGUGCAGGAUCCUACAAUGCCACCGCUCACCCCACCUAAUACCCUUGCCCAACUGGAAGAGGCAUGCAGAAGGCUUUCUGAGGUAUCCAGACCUCAGAAACAGAGAUGCUCAAUAUUGGUACCGCAGAGGGAUCGAAACCACUUAACUGCAGUUCAAACUGGGAAUGCAUUACCUGUCAGUACCAGCCUUCCAACCGAAGAACACAAAGAUCCAAAGAAACAGGUGGCACUACAGUCUUCCCAAUCUGGUGAGCUGGUUGUUACCUACUUUUUCUGUGGUGAAGAGAUCCCCUACAGGAGAAUGCUGAAGGCUCAGAGUCUAACAUUGGGUCACUUCAAGGAGCAGCUUAGCAAAAAGGGAAACUACAGGUAUUAUUUCAAGAAAGCUAGCAACGAAUUUGACUGUGGUGCAGUAUUUGAAGAAAUUUGGGAUGAUGAUACAGUUCUGCCUAUGUACGAAGGAAAAAUUUUAGGAAAGGUUGAACGGAUAGAUUGACUGUUGAAGCUACUGACAUUAAGCUAAAGUUACCCUGAAACAAGGCAGCAGAACAAAGCUGUUGAAGUAAAGGAAAUGAAGAUUUUGAAAAGAAAGGGUCAGUGAAGGGUGACUUGACCAGCCUUAUGAAAAUAAAUUAAAAAGUGGCAUUUAUUAUUCAUUACCGAUUUGUGAAAACCAGGAGUUCUCGAACUAUUUAUUGAAAUGAAAACAUGAGCACUGUUGACUGUUUGAAGAUGAAGACCUUUGAUGAAAGAAACUCACGCAUAAUGUGACUGUGUGGAUACUAAAUUGUCAACUAAAACAUUGUAUAGAACAAUUGUAACUUUAAACUUUAAAUCUUAUUAGUAUUUAUUGAUUUUUUUUCUUUCUGUUCUUCUAGUGUCUGGUUUACAAAUGUGCUGCUUUAACAAGAUGGGACUGGAAACAGUGUUUUGAAGUUCCCACUUUCAGAAUUUAAGAAAAUUUAACUACACUAGUGCAUUUAUUUUUCUAUCCUGAAAUAAAUUCCUGUUGCGCUAGGCAUUUUAUGCAAUGAAUGAAAAGUAAGCUUUUCAGAAUAAGCUUCUAUUGCAUAUUUUGUACAACAGGAGUCAGUACAGUAUGUCUUAAUAUAUGCUGCUCUUACAUGUAAAUACUCCUAAAAGAUCUUAAGGGUAAAUUGGGCUACUCAUUGUAAAAUUGCAGUGGCCUGAAGCUAUGUCCACCUUAAUUUUUUUUAGAUAGUACCACAUCACAUCUCGUGCCUCUUUGUUUGGCCAGUUGUGACGCAAAACAAAACCAGUGCAAACAAUGCAGUUCAUGCAACAGCAAAACCAUACUUGGUCACUGUGCAUAUUUUGGUGUUGAGGUGCACAGUGGUAUCUGGUGCUGAAGUGUGCAGUGUUCAAAGAGCACAGUACCACCCACUACAAUCUAGCACUGUUAUCAGCAGGUGCAAUGCUAAAAGUAAAGAGCUACCAUUCUUUCAGGGGUGCAAUGCCACCUGUUAACAUCUGAUACGUUGUCGACACCAUUUUAUGUCACCACCAGAACAGAGAAAAACAUUUCUGUGCAGAUAUGGAUAUCUUGUUAUCUACUGCUAGGAGAAACGGUGAUAAGGGUACUGAGUCCUGAUUGGGUGGAAUGGCUGGUAACUUUCACAGAGUCCCCAUUUCUAAGCUCAAGAGCAUCUUUAUGCCAUCACUGACUUAGUGUAGUCCUAGAAAGUCUCAAAGGCAUUAGAGAUGUGGCCUUUUUACUUCAUUGAGUUUUGCUGCAUCACAGAGGUGUUUUUUUUACCAGGUCUGGUGUUUGUAUGGACACAAUUUUGUUUGCAUUUGCUGGCCAUUGUAACUACCGUGUAAAAUACAUGUUGUGUAUAUAUUGUUUAAAAUAUUAUGGUGAAGAAAUUUAUACACUCUCUGUAGUGUAACUUUUAUCAGUACAGUACCUGUGCCUUCAUGGUAAUAAAUAUACCAUGCAUUGCCCUAUGUUCAGGGCUUUAUUUUCCCUUUAUUUAUUUAAGGGAUGUGUAUAACUAUAUUUCUAUGCCAUUUAAAAAAAAUCCUUGCAAUCUUAAAAUGUUUUCAUGGCAUUUUGUUCAACUAAACUGUAAAUUAUGCAUUAUAAAGAGUUUCAUUUAAAGAAUACUUGGUACUAUAAUUAUUGUAAUUAUUAAGAGAUGUAGCCUUUAUUAAAAUUUUAUAUUUUUCAAAUUAAUUUUCUUAUCUUUUUCCAUUCUUUGAUUGUGACUGUCUAAUGAAACAUUUUUUGGAACUGAGAGCUGAAAGAGCAGGAGGGACUCCUUGAAUUGACGCUGGAGUGUCCCAUGUAUUUAUUUAUUUGAGUGUGGAGUAAGACGGGGUUAGGAAGGGGUAUGAACAGUUACAGAGAACUGUCACAAAUCUUCAACAGCUGUUACUCGUAUCAUACUUUAAAGCAGUAUUGUGCUGUCAGGAGGCUUUUUUCACAGCAGAAACUAGUAUGCUUUUAUUCCUAGCAGAGACUUGUUUUCCUUUUGUUGGUUAAAACUGAUUUAUGCUUCCAUAUGAGAAGGCAUUACAGGUAAUCCUUCGAAUGGUGUGGAGCAUUAUAGAUAUAUGUAACGUCAUCCAUGCUUCUAACAUAUCUGGGUUUUAUUAUUUACUUAUUCUUUAUUAAAAUGCCGGAUUAACUAAAUCA
Protopterus annectens (West African lungfish) is the source of this 4723-nucleotide messenger RNA. It is a transcript of the gene AXIN2, whose product is annotated as axin 2. The coding region runs from base 44 to 2560 and encodes 838 amino acids. Lineage: Eukaryota; Metazoa; Chordata; Ceratodontiformes; Protopteridae. The transcript is spliced from 10 exons. The record is from RefSeq and is a predicted model, not a curated record. Gene Ontology annotation, biological process: negative regulation of canonical Wnt signaling pathway.